Molecule: messenger RNA, 828 nt
Organism: Entrophospora candida
Lineage: Eukaryota; Fungi; Glomeromycota; Glomeromycetes; Entrophosporales; Entrophosporaceae
Source: the annotation of a GenBank genome assembly
AUGUCACCUUAUUCUCAUAAUUCAUCAUCUAACAAUAUCCAUAAUAAUAGUGCUUCAUCAGCAGCAAAUCAGUCUAAUAACAGUAAUAGCAAUAUAUCUUCUUCAAAAAGAAACAUUAGAAAACCUGUACCACAAGGUCCAGGACCAAAUCAAGAACCAAAAGAAUAUUUUGAAAAUUCUAGAACAAAACUUUUGAUAGGACAUACAAAAACUGUAAGAACAGUUGCUUGGAAUUGUGAUGGUAGAAAGCUUGCUAGUGGUUCUGUAGAUAAAACAGUUAGGCUUUGGGAAGCCGAUCAGGAAGAUAUAAAGUAUUCAGUUAAAUUAUUAGGACAUGAGGAAAGUGUUGAUCAGCUAUGCUGGAACCCUCAAUCACCAUAUGAAUUAGCAACAGCAUCAACCGAUAAAACUGAUGAUAAAAUAUCAUUUAUAGAUAAUAAGAAAAAUCCAUCUACACUACCUUCCAUUGUUAAUCAUUAUUUUGAAGAUAAUGAUUCAAGAGAUGAAGUACAUUCAGGUGGAGCAGAUGCACUUGUAACUUUAUGGGAUAUAGAAGAAUGUGUUUGUUUAAGAACAUUUGGAGAAUUGGAAACAAUAAGUUUUACAUAUGAUGGUGAUUACUUGGCAGCAGCAUCAGAAGAUGAACACAUCAUAUCAAAUGUAGAAAAUGGGAGCACAGUGUAUAAAAUAAAAACAAAAGCAGCUACAAAUUCGGUUGCGUGGCAUCCAAAAGGAUAUUUAUUAGCAUUUGCAGGUGAUGAAGAGUCAUCUAUUGAUAGAACUUAUGUUGGACUUAAAAUAUUUGGGUUUAAUGAUUUGAAUAGUUGA